This is a messenger RNA of Aureobasidium melanogenum CBS 110374, 900 nucleotides long. RefSeq names its product NAD(P)-binding protein. The record is from RefSeq and is a predicted model, not a curated record. Gene Ontology annotation, molecular function: oxidoreductase activity. The transcript has a single exon. NCBI's taxonomy places the organism in Eukaryota, Fungi, Ascomycota, Dothideomycetes, Dothideales, Saccotheciaceae. Bases 1 to 900 code for a protein of 299 amino acids.
AUGUCAAUCAAGAAUGUUGUUCUAGUUGGUGCGGAUGGCAACCUUGGGCCAGGAGUCCUCAAUGGUCUGGUUGGGGCAGGAACCUUCAAAAUCACGGUCUUCAAGCGAAAGUCCUCAAAGUCGAAGUCCAAUUAUCCGGAUGAUGUUGAAGUCAAGCUAUUGUCGGACGAUUUUCCAAUCGACGAACUGGUCCCCGCUCUCAAGGGUCAGGAUGCCAUAGUCAGUACCGUGUAUGGUGCACAAGUCGACUUGCAGAAGCGUCUUGCAGAUGCAGCAAUCAAGGCUGGUGUAAAGCGAUUCAUUCCUUCCGACUUUGGAAGCUGUGACUCGCAGAGCGAGAGAGCUAUGGAACUUGCACCCAUCUACAUCGCCAAGUCACAAGUGCGCGAUCAUCUCGAGAAGCUAGCUAAAGAGAACCCUGGUUUCAGCUGGACUAGUCUCGUGUGCGGUCAUUUCUUCGACUGGGACCUUGGCUUCUUCCAUAUCAAUCUUCAGGCCAAAAGUUUUGAGAUCCUCGAUGAUGGCGAGGUCUAUUGGAGUACCAGCACAUUCGCACAAAUCGGCAAAGCUACUGCUGCCAUACUGCAGAAGCCAGAAGAGACAAAGAAUCGAUUUGUUUACAUCCAGAGCUUCCGUAUCAACCAACACCAGCUCCUGAAAGCAUUCGAGAAACAGACGGGACAGUCCUGGAACGUCAAAAAGUACGACUCGUCAGAAUAUGUGAAGGAACGCAAGGCAAAGGCAGACAGUGGGGACAAGUCGGCCGUCGAAGAUCUAGUCUGGGUUCUAGGCACACUGGAAGCCGAUUGGGAGGCUCGCGAUGGAUACGCCAAUGAUCUUCUUGGACUGCAGCAGGAGAACCUUGAUGAUGUAGUGGCAAGGAUUGUCAAGAGUAAUUAA